This is a messenger RNA of Amphibalanus amphitrite, 3096 nucleotides long. RefSeq lists its product as uncharacterized. The coding region runs from base 1 to 3096 and encodes 1031 amino acids. Lineage: Eukaryota; Metazoa; Arthropoda; Thecostraca; Balanomorpha; Balanidae. Gene Ontology annotation, molecular function: nucleic acid binding; RNA-DNA hybrid ribonuclease activity. The record is from RefSeq and is a predicted model, not a curated record. The transcript is spliced from 2 exons.
AUGGUGGCUGACGGCCCGGGGCGUGCCGUCUGCGGCUCCUUCCGGGGCGCCGGCCGGCUGGAGCCGACGGUGGCCGUGGGCAUCGGACGGACGACUGUGAUGGCCGAAGUCUCGUCCUCUUCAUCAUCGGAUGCGACCCUGGGCUACAGACCCGGAGAGCUGGAGGAGGCCAUCGCGGACCGCCGCUCAGCACAGGCCCGAGUGGACCCCGCAGUCCCCGAGACGAUCCAGCACUAUGUUGAAACCAGACGACGAGCGGCGGAGGUGGAGGCGAGAGUCUCCCGCCAACGAUUCCACCAGAUGGUAUCCGAGGAGCUGAACAAGCCCAACAGCAUCGGCCGAGCGUCGAAGAUCCUCAAACGAUGGGAAGGUGCGACCGACGACGACCACAGAGACGGCCAGGCUAUGGAACACGGAGGACGCCUCCUAGUCAAGGACGGCGACAAGGCCGACGCCUUCUGUCAAACAUACGCCUGGGUCUCUCGCCAAGUAAGGGCUCCCAAGGUCGACCGCCUGGCGAAGCAGCAGAGGAAGGCCCUCACCCCGUCCACGUGCCGAGAGUGUGACGGCGCCCGUGUGGGAUGCUGCGGAGCCUUCAGCAUGGACGAACUGGUCCGGCAGCUGAACUCUCUCAAGUUGAGGAAGACACCCGGUCCCGACGGCAUCACGGCUGAGAUGCUCCUCCACCUGGGCCCUACCGCGCGACGGGAACUCCUGCACGCCAUCAACAGCAGCUGGCAAGAAGGAGCCGUCCCACGUGAGUGGCGCCAGGCCACAAUCUGCCCUAUCCCAAAGGCCGGGAAGGACAAGCGCCUCAUCUCCUCAUACCGACCGAUCGCGCUCACCAGUCACGUCUCCAAGCUGGUCGAACGCCUAGUCAGCAGAUUGAACCACGUGGUAGCGGCCCGGAACCUAAUCCCACCCGAACAGGUGGGCUUCCGUGAGGGCCGCUCCGUGGAGGACAGCCUGGGGCGACUGUUGCAGCAGGUUCAGGACGGAUGGCAGCGCCCGCGAUCGCGUAAGAAGCAGCCAGCGGACGGCGAGACGGCCCAACGCUACGUCCUGACGGCGUUCGACUUCUCCCGAGCCUACGACACGGUGAAUCAUCGGCUACUCCGCGUCCGACUGUUGCAACAAGGCAUACCACUCUGCCUCAUCACCUGGAUCUGGAGCUUCCUCCGCGACCGCCGAGCUCACACAGAAGUUAAUGGCACCAAGAGCCGCGAGCGAAUCUUCAGAGCAGGUCUGCCACAGGGAACCGUGUUGGCGCCGAUCCUGUUCCUGUUAUGGGCGGCGCCACCGGCAGACGCCCUGAAGAAGAUCCCAGGCACGACGCCGUACAUGUACGCCGACGACACGGCGACGCUAUGCUCUGGCAACACCAUCCUGGUCGCACGGCGGAGAGCCCAGCAAGCGGCUGAUGUUCUGGUGCAGUGGGCCCUCGCCUCGAAGAUGAGGGUGGCGAGCGAAAAAACUCAGGUGCUGGUCCUCUCUCAAGCCCCCAAGGACGCAGUCGACUGCUACAUCAAGGUAGCAGGGGAGACCGUGGCCGCGGGCGCCCAGCUGAAACUCCUUGGAGUUACGCUAGACCGCACCCUCCACUUCGGGGCGCACUGCAGAAAUCUGCGACAGAAGACUCGUCCCCGGAUAGCCCAGCUCAAGAGGCUAACUGGGCGUGACUGGGGCCUCCGAGAACAGCAACUUCGAGCGGUAGCCAAUGGAUACGUCAGGGGCCCCCAAGAACAUGCUGCUGCGGCCUGGCUGCCUGCCACGCCCGCUUCCCACGUCGAGAUCCUCGAACGUGAAGUGCGGGCGGCCGCGCGCGUGAUCACGGGCUGCCCCGUCUCAACACGGACCCACGCGCUGCUGGCGGAAGCCGGUAUGCCCCCGGUCUCGGCGCGGCGUCUCUCGCUGGCGGCCCGCUUCCUGGCCAAGGCGAGAGCCCUGCCGCGCGAGGACCCGCUCCGCACCGUCGCCGACGAGGUGGUGCCGGCGCGCCUGUCCUCAGUCACCGGUUGGAGACAAGUGGGCACGGAGGUUUGGGAGGCGGCUGGCGUGUCGUCGCCGAUCGAGCCCAUCCUCCCUAGCCGGCAACCCCCAUGGGUGACCACGAACGGCGUGACCUUCCGCCUGGACGUCGGGCCCGGCCUCCCGCCGAGAGCAGCAUCUGCCCAGACGAAGCUGGAGGUAGCCACUCUCCACCUGAGCGGCCUCCCACAAUGCGCCACGUGGGUAUGGACGGACGGCGCGGCCGACGGAGGAGUCGCCAGCGGAGGUGCUGGAGCUCUGCUCGAGCUGCCGGACGGCGAGACCCGGGAGCUGCGGGUCGCUGCCGGAAAACUCUGCUCGAGCUACAGGGCGGAGCUCGUAGCCCUCAACGCAGCACUCGAGUACCUGCGACAGCACCCGGCGCACACAGAGGAUCCAGUGGUGGUCUGCACAGACUCUCAAGCGGCUCUCCGAAGGCUGCAGGAGGGACCGUCUGCGCAGUCAUCGCCCCUCGCAAUUGAGAUCUGGGACAGCCUGCUGGAGCUGUCGUCGAGCGGUCGCCAGGUCCUCCUACAGUGGAUACCGUCCCACUGCGGAAUCCCGGGGAAUGAGCGCGCGGACCAACUCCCCAAAGACGCCUCAACUCUCCCCCAAGAAGACGUCCCUGUUGACGUGACCACGGUCUACCGAGCUGCGGCGAGACUCGCGCGUGCCCGUACCACCAGCCAGUGGCCUCCUGGCUGGUACCGCACGCUGAUGGAGGGGCGUCCCCCGCCGCCGGUUCGUGGAUCCAACAGGCUGGACGCAGUGGAGACCCACCAACUACGAGCAGGACACUGGUCCGGGUCAGCCCAGAACCUGCAUAGAAUCGGGCGGCACCCAUCGCCGGAGUGCGCCCAGUGCAGUGAUCGGGGAUGCCGGGCAGGAUGGUGCCGCGCCUGCGGCGAAGAGGCCGACACCCCGGACCAUGUCCUCCUGCGGUGCCCGGCGCUGAUGAACGCCCGGCUCCGCAUCUUCGGCACCAUCUUCCCGAGCCUGAGCGACGUGCGACGGGACGACGCGGUGGCGGCCCUGGCGAGGGUCGCCAGGUACCUCCAGAGCCGUUAG